AGUGCGCAUGAUCAGCUGUCUUUGGAGAUACCCCAAUCCGGAGAGGGAGAACACGGUUGGGGGAGAUCGGCGGCUGAAGCUGCCUCGGCCGGACUUAGCACUCAGGCCUGUGAGGCAGGAGAUUCGAAGACUUCCAAAGAAGGACCAAUUCCUCGGAUGUGCCCCCUCACAGAGAGAUGAAGGGGCAGCAGAAAACAGCUGAAACGGAAGAGGGGACAGUGCAGAUUCAGGAAGGCGCAGUGGCAACUGGGGAGGACCCAACCAGUGUGGCUAUCGCCAGCAUCCAGUCAGCUGCCACUUUCCCUGACCCCAACGUCAAGUACGUCUUCCGAACUGAAAAUGGGGGCCAGGUGAUGUACAGGGUGAUCCAGGUGUCUGAGGGGCAGCUGGAUGGCCAGACUGAGGGGACUGGCGCCAUCAGUGGCUACCCUGCCACUCAAUCCAUGACCCAGGCUGUGAUCCAGGGUGCGUUCACGAGUGAUGAUGCAGUUGACACAGAGGGGACAGCUGCUGAGACGCACUAUACUUACUUCCCCAGCACUGCAGUGGGAGAUGGGGCAGGGGGUACCACAUCGGGGAGUACAGCAGCUGUUGUUACCACCCAGGGCUCAGAGGCACUACUGGGGCAGGCGACCCCUCCUGGCACUGGUCAGUUCUUUGUGAUGAUGUCACCACAAGAAGUGUUGCAAGGAGGAAGCCAGCGCUCUAUUGCCCCCAGGACCCACCCUUAUUCCCCGAAGUCAGAAGCUCCCCGGACAACUCGGGAUGAGAAACGCAGGGCUCAGCAUAAUGAAGUGGAGCGCCGCCGCCGAGACAAGAUUAACAACUGGAUUGUACAGCUGUCCAAGAUCAUCCCAGACUGCUCCAUGGAGAGCACCAAGUCUGGCCAGAGUAAAGGUGGAAUUCUAUCCAAAGCCUGUGAUUAUAUCCAGGAACUUCGGCAGAGUAACCACAGGUUGUCUGAAGAACUGCAGGGGCUUGACCAGCUACAGCUGGACAAUGAUGUGCUUCGACAGCAGGUGGAAGAUCUUAAAAACAAGAAUCUGCUACUACGAGCUCAGUUGAGGCACCAUGGAGUAGAGGUCGUCAUCAAGAGUGAUAGCAACUAAUUCUGGGGAUUCAGAGGCUUUGGGCCCUACAGCCCCUUUCAGAGAACUGCAGAUAGCCCAGGAGCAACAGGCUAACCCCGUGCCCUUUCCUUCACUGCCCACUUCUGGCAUGGGACUGGGGGGAGUUCAGAAGGCGUGUCUGAGUUCAGAAGGCGUGAACUGAGGCCCUGUGAUAUAGCAGCCUGCAGUGGUGUGAAACACACACGUGGAUGUGUACUGACCUCCUCGCCCAACCCCACCGUGCAGCCCCUGGGCCCUUGUGCUCCUCUUGCACAGUGCAUGUGCUGUCUCCAUGCUGGACACUGGACACACUGAACUGGGGGGCUUGCCCUGUGCUUGCUUAGAGUGCCAGCAGAGGGUCUGCUGACAAGCAAAGCUCUGGCUUGCCCCAGGACACUGGCGCUUCCACUGGUUCUUCCUUUCCCUGGAGCUCAGAUGUGCACCUGAGGACUCUGGGGAACAGGCUUCAGCAAGAAGUGGGGAUAGGAUACUUAGCAGUGGCUGCUGCCCCAGGAAGAGGAGAUUGGCCGGCAAGCAGCUAAGGCCUAUGCAGAAGUCUCUGGAGCCACAGGGAGAACAACAGGCAGGGCCCACUGGGGGCCUUACCCCCCUCGUGGGGACGGUUU
Messenger RNA from Lipotes vexillifer (Yangtze River dolphin), 1735 nucleotides. RefSeq names its product upstream transcription factor 1 (gene USF1). The record is from RefSeq and is a predicted model, not a curated record. Gene Ontology annotation, molecular function: protein dimerization activity; DNA-binding transcription factor activity, RNA polymerase II-specific; RNA polymerase II cis-regulatory region sequence-specific DNA binding. NCBI's taxonomy places the organism in Eukaryota, Metazoa, Chordata, Mammalia, Artiodactyla, Lipotidae. The transcript has 11 exons. The coding region runs from base 177 to 1109 and encodes 310 amino acids. Gene Ontology annotation, biological process: regulation of transcription by RNA polymerase II.